UGGUGGGGGGGGGGAGAGAGGGGGAGGAGUCUGGUGGCAUUGGCACAGCCACAGACUCUGUUGGGUAAUUUUUUUUGCUCCAUUCGCUGCGCUGCUGUAACAUGCGCCGUGUGUGAGAGACAGAGACACAGAGGGAGAGGGAGAGAGGGAGAGAGAGAGAGAGGCACAGCUUCCAGGAGACCUGAGUGCUGCAGCUGGAGAGAUCUGACUCAAUUCUUGACCAAAAAGACUCAGAGUUGACAGGAAGGGGGGGAAACUCACUCCGAGCAAAGUUUGUUCCCUUCAGAUAAAAUUGUGACGAGAAGGACAUCAUGGUUGCCUUAUCCUUGAAGAUUGGUGUUGGCAAUGCCAUCAAAACGAUGCAGUUUGAGCCCUCGACAAUGGUGUAUGAUGCCUGUCGGAUGAUCCGUGACCGAGUUCCUGAGGCACAGACAGGACAGCCGAAUGAUUAUGGAUUAUUUCUGUCCGAUGAGGACCCAAAGAAGGGCAUCUGGUUGGAGUCUGCCAAAGCCUUGGACUAUUACAUGUUAAGGAAUGGAGACACGCUGGACUAUAAGAGAAAGCAUAGGCCUCUGAAGAUCAGAAUGCUGGAUGGAAGUAUCAAAACAGUUAUGGUGGAUGACUCAAAAAUAGUGAGCGACAUGCUGAUGACAAUCUGUGCCAGAAUAGGAAUCACAAACCACGAUGAAUAUUCACUUGUACAUGAAAUUGUGGAAGAAAAGAAAGAAGAAAUGACAGGGACGUUGAAGAAAGACAAAACUCUGCUGAGAGACGAUAAGAAAAUGGAAAAACUGAAGCAGAAACUGCACACAGAUGAUGAUUUGAACUGGUUGGACCAUGGGCGAACACUUCGAGAACAAGGAGUCGAUGAAAAUGAAACCUUACUUCUCAGGCGAAAAUUCUUCUAUUCAGAUCAAAAUGUUGAUUCAAGAGAUCCGGUGCAAUUGAACUUACUCUAUGUGCAGGCCAGAGACGAUAUUCUGAAUGGUUCUCAUCCUGUCUCCUUUGACAAAGCCUGUGACUUUGCAGGGUAUCAGAGUCAGAUUCAGUUUGGACCACACAAUGAACUGAAGCACAAACCUGGCUUCUUGGACUUGAAAGAAUUCCUGCCUAAAGAAUACAUCAAACAGAAAGGGGAAAAGAAAAUAUUCAUGGCACAUAAGAACUGCGCAAACAUGACCGAGAUGGAGGCUAAAGUGCUGUACGUAAAGCUGGCCCGCUCACUGAAGACAUAUGGAGUGUCCUUCUUUUUGGUUAAGGAGAAAAUGAAAGGGAAGAAUAAGCUUGUCCCACGUUUGCUGGGAAUUACCAAGGAAAGUGUGAUGCGUGUGGAUGAGAGAACAAAAGAGGUGAUACAGGAAUGGAGCCUGACCAAUAUCAAGCGCUGGGCAGCAUCACCAAAGAGUUUUACCCUGGAUUUUGGUGACUACCAGGACGGUUACUAUUCAGUUCAGACAACUGAGGGGGAACAAAUUGCACAGCUAAUAGCUGGAUACAUCGAUAUCAUUUUGAAAAAGAAAAAAAGCAAAGAUCAUUUUGGACUAGAAGGUGAUGAAGAAUCCACAAUGUUGGAGGAUUCUGUGUCUCCUAAGAAAUCUACCAUCAUGCAGCAACAGUUUAACAGAAUUGGGACUUUGGAGCAUGGGUCAGUAGCGUUACCAGCCAUCAUGCGUUCUGGUGCUGGGGGUCGGGAGAAUUUCCAGGUUGGGUCAAUGCCAGCAGCCCAGCAGCAGGUGACCAGUGGACAGAUGCACUGUGGACACAUGCCUCCACUGACAUCUGCACAGCAAGCGCUGAUGGGAACUCUGAACUCCAGCAUGCAGGCUGUUCAGCAAGCAACAGCCAGUCUGGAUGAUCUUGAUGCCUUGCCACCCCUUGGACACGAUGCUGCCUCAAAUGAAUGGAAAAAAAUGAAAAUGGAUGAAUCCAAACAUGAGAUCCAUUCCCAGGUUGAUGCGAUUACUGCAGGCACAGCAUCAGUGGUCAAUCUCACCGCAGGAAACCCUGCUGAUACAGAUUACAGUGCCGUUGGGUGUGCAGUGACCACCAUCUCCUCAAACCUGACGGAAAUGUCAAAAGGCGUCAAACUACUGGCGGCCCUGAUGGAAGACGAGGGCGCGAAUGGACAGCAGCUGCUGAAAGCUGCCAAGAACCUGGCCUGUGCUGUUUCAGAGUUAUUGAAGACAGCUCAGCCAGCAACUGCUGAGCCUCGUCAGCACCUACUCACUGCUGCUGGAACUGUGGGCCACACAAGUGGUGAGCUUCUGCAGCAGAUCGGGGAAAGCGAUGCCGAUCCACGAUUUCAGGAGGUCCUCAUGCAGCUGGCCAAAGCUGUGGCAAAUGCGGCAGCAGCACUGGUCCUGAGGUCGAAAAAUGUGGCUCAGAAAGCAGAUGAUUCGGGUUUGCAGAAUCGUGUCAUAGCCGCUGCGACACAGUGUGCUCUCUCCACCUCGCAGCUCGUGGCUUGUACUAAGGUUGUAGCUCCAACCAUUAGUUCCCCGGCAUGUCAGGAGCAGCUGAUUGAAGCUGGCAAGCUGGUCGCUAAGUCAGUGGAGGGCUGUGUGGAGGCCUCGCAGGCUGCCACACAAGACGAGCAGCUGCUGAAGCAGGUUGGAGUGGCUGCCACCACUGUAUCACAGGCCCUCAAUGACCUCCUCCAGCACAUCAAGCUGUACGCCACCGGAGGACACCCGUUAGGACGUUACGAUCAGGCCACAGACACCAUCCUGACAGUCACUGAGAACAUUUUCAGCUCCAUGGGGGAUGCUGGUGAAAUGGUACGUCAGGCAAGAAUUCUGGCUCAAGCGACUUCGGAUCUGGUGAACGCCAUCAAAGCCGAUGCUGAAGGUGAAUCAGACCUCGAGCACUCCAGGAAGCUGCUCUCUGCAGCCAAGCUGUUAGCAGACGCCACUGCCAAGAUGGUGGAAGCUGCAAAGGGUGCAGCAGCUAAUCCUGACAGUGAAGAGCAGCAGCAGAGGUUGAGAGAAGCUGCUGAAGGUUUGCGAAUGGCCACCAAUGCAGCAGCCCAGAAUGCCAUCAAGAAGAAAUUAAUGAACAAAUUAGAGAACGCAGCGAAGCAAGCUGCAGCUGCUGCAACACAGACUAUUGCUGCGGCUCAACACGCUGCCUCGUCAAACAAGAACCCAGCCGUACAGCAGCAGAUGGUCCAGAGCUGUAAGGUUGUUGCUGAACAGAUUCCACUGCUGGUCCAAGGUGUACGGGGCAGCCAAUCCCAGCCCGACAGUCCCAGCGCCCAGUUGGCACUCAUAAGUGCGAGCCAGAACUUCCUGCAGCCUGGUGCUAAGAUGGUUGCUGCUGCCAGAGCUACAAUUCCCACUGUGGGAGAGCAGGCCUCGGCCAUGCAGCUAAGCCAGUGCGCUAAGAACCUGGCCAACACCUUACAAGAACUGCGAGCGGCUGCACAGAAGGCCCAGGAAGCUUGUGGUCCAUUGGCAAUGGACUCUGCCCUGAGCCAGAUCAGGACAAUGGAGAAAGAUUUACAGGAAGCAAAAGCAUCUGCAGCAGAAGGAAAACUCCGACCACUGCCAGGGGAAACGCUGGAAAAGUGUUCCCAGGACUUGGGAAGUAGUGCCAAGAUGGUCGGUGCCUCCGUUGCUCAGCUGCUGAGUGCGGUCACACAAGGAAAUGAGAAUUACACAGGGUUGGCUGCCAGAGAAGUGGCUCAAGCCUUAAAAGCUCUGAGCUCGGCUGCCCGGGGCGUUGCAGCCAACACUACUGAUCCCCAGGCUCGCAACGCAAUGCUGGAGUCUGCGAGUGACCUUAUGGAUAAAUCGAGCAAUCUGAUUGAAGAGGCCAGGAAAGCUAUGGCUAAGCCUGGUGACCCAGAAAACCAGCAACGACUGGCACAGGUGGCUAAGGCCAUGUCAACCUCUCUGAACAGAUGCGUGAACUGCUUGCCAGGCCAGAGAGAUGUGGACGCAGCUUUACGAACUGUUGGGGAGGCUAGCAAAAGACUGCUUGCAAAUUCUUUCCCUCCAGGUUCCAGGAACUUCCAGGAGGCGCAGAGCCACCUGAACCAAGCUGCUGCUGGCUUGAACCAAUCUGCCAAUGAGCUGGUACAGGCCUCGCGUGGAACUACACAGGAUCUGGCAAAGGCUUCAGGGAAAUUUGGUGAAGACUUCAAUGAAUUUCUGGAGGCUGGAGUUGAAAUGGCUGGACAGUCCAAGGACAAAGAAGACAAGGUUCAGGUGAUCGGAAACCUGAAGAGCAUUUCCAUGGCUUCCAGCAAACUUUUACUCGCAGCUAAAGCUCUCUCUGCUGAUCCGACCGCUCCCAACAUCAAGAAUCAACUUGCGGCUGCAGCAAGGGCUGUGACUGAAAGCAUCAACCAGCUGAUCACCAUGUGUACGCAGCAGGCGCCGGGACAGAAGGAAUGUGACAAUGCUCUCCGUGAGCUGGAGACUGUCAAAGGAAUGCUGGACAAUCCCACCGAGGCUGUCAAUGACUUGUCUUACUUUGACUGCAUCGACAGUGUUAUGGAGAAUUCCAAGGUUCUUGGAGAGGCAAUGACUGGAAUCUCUCACAAUGCUAAGAAUAGUGACCUGCCAGCUUUUGGUGACUCAGUCAGCGCUGGCUCCAAGGCUUUAUGUGGACUCACAGAAGCAGCCGCACAGGCUGCAUACCUUGUAGGGAUUUCAGAUCCUAACAGUCACGCAGGUCAGCAAGGAUUGGUUGAUCCAGCCCAAUUUGCCAGAGCAAAUCAAGCAAUCCAGAUGGCUUGUCAAAACUUAGUGGAUCCAGCAUGCAUCCAGACACAGGUUCUCUCUGCUGCCACCAUUGUUGCAAAGCACACUUCUGCCUUGUGCAAUGCCUGCCGUCUCGCCUCAUCAAAGACAUCCAACCCUGUUGCAAAGAGACAGUUUGUUCAGUCGGCCAAAGAGGUGGCAAAUAGCACAGCCAACCUUGUGAAGACCAUCAAGGCUCUUGAUGGUGCUUUCGUGGACGAGAACCGGGAGAAAUGCCGUGCUGCCACGAUGCCUCUGAUUGAAGCAGUUGAAAAUCUGACCGCUUUUGCUUCCAACCCCGAGUUUGCCAGUAUUCCAGCUCAGAUCAGUGCAGAGGGCCUCAAUGCCAUGGAGCCUAUUGUGGUGGCUGCAAAGACUAUGCUGGACAGUUCCACUGGUCUCAUUCAGACCGCUCGCUCUCUUGCUGUGAAUCCCAAAGACCCACCAAAGUGGUCGGUCUUGGCUGGACAUUCUCGAACUGUGUCGGACUCGAUCAAGAAACUCAUUACUUCAAUCAGAGAUAAAGCCCCAGGACAGAGAGAGUGUGAUGAUGCCAUUGAUGCCCUCAACCAAUGCAUUAGGGAUUUGGACCAGGCUUCCUUGGCAGCGAUCAGCCAGCAGCUGGCACCACGAGAAGAUAUCUCACAAGAGGCUUUGCAUGACCAGAUGGCUGGAGCUGUCCAUGAGAUCAGCAACCUGAUUGACCCAGUGGCAGUGGCAGCUCGGGCUGAGGCUUCUCAGUUAGGACAUAAGGUAUCUCAGAUGGCCAGUUACUUUGAGCCACUGACCAUGGCUUCCAUUGGCGCAGCAUCCAAAGCCAUCAACCACCAGCAACAGAUGAACCUGUUGGAUCAGACCAAGACGCUGGCCGAGUCGGCGCUUCAAAUGCUCUACACGGCCAAAGAGGCGGGCGGCAAUCCCAAGCAAGCGGCACACACGCAGGAAGCACUGGACGAGUCUACGCAGAUGAUGAAGGAGGCGGUUGAAGACCUGUCGGGAACGCUGAGCGAUGCAGCAAGUGCUGCGGGGGUAGUGAGUGGAAUGGUGGCCUCCAUCAACCAGGCCAUAAACAAGAUUGAUGAAAGUGCUUCAGGUGAGCCGGAGGGAUCGUUUGUUGACUACCAGACCACAAUGGUGAAGACGGCCAAAGCUAUCGCUGUAACAGUACAGGAAAUGGUCACAAAAUCGAACACAAAUCCCGAUGAUCUGGGAACUUUAGCCAAUCAGCUCACCAGUGACUAUGGACAGUUGGCACAGGAAGCUAAACCUGCAGCCAUAACUGCUGAAAACGCUGAGAUUGGAAAUCACAUAAAGAACCGUGUGCAAGAACUUGGUCACAAUUGUGCUUCACUGGUUCUCAAGGCUGGUGCUCUCCAAUGUAGCCCUAGCGACACUUUUACCAAGAAAGAACUCAUUGAAUGUGCCCGCAAGGUGUCCGAAAAGGUUUCUCACGUGUUGGCAGCCUUACAGGCAGGUAACCGUGGCACCCAAGCCUGUAUUACUGCUGCCAGCACCGUGUCUGGCAUCAUUGCUGACUUGGAUACAACCAUCAUGUUUGCUACGGCGGGCACACUGAACCGAGAGAACGCAGAGACCUUCGCCGAUCACAGGGAACAUAUCCUGAAGACAGCUAAAGCUCUGGUGGAAGACACCAAACUGCUGGUAUCGGGAGCUGCCGCGAGUCAGGAGAAGCUGGCCCACGCAGCUCAGUCCUCUGUUGUCACUAUUACUCGUCUGGCUGAGGUUGUGAAGUUAGGAGCUGCCAGUCUGGGCUCUGAAGAUCCUGAAACACAGGUCGUGCUGAUCAAUGCGGUGAAAGAUGUGGCAAAGGCCCUGGGAGAUCUCAUCAGUGCCACAAAGGGCGCCGCUGGAAAGGCUCCGGAUGAUCCGUCCAUGUAUCAGCUCAAGAAUGCGGCCAAGGUUAUGGUGACCAAUGUGACGUCUCUACUGAAGACAGUGAAGGCGGUGGAAGAUGAAGCCACUCGAGGCACCAGAGCCUUGGAAGCGACCACUGAGCACAUCCGUCAGGAGCUUGCAGUGUUCUCCUCCAGAGAUCCGCCACCACACACCUCUACACCUGAGGAAUUCAUCCGUAUGACUAAAGGCAUUACCGUUGCAACAGCUAAAGCAGUGGCAGCAGGAAACUCCUGCCGUCAAGAGGAUGUCAUUGCAACUGCCAAUCUCAGUCGCAAAGCUAUCGCGGAGAUGCUUCACUCUUGCAAGCAAGCAGCCCAUCAUCCAGAGGUGUCCCCAGAUGUUCGCGCCCGCGCCCUGCGUUUUGGCAAAGAAUGUUCGGAAGGAUAUCUGGGUCUUUUGGAGCACGUUCUUGUUAUUCUUCAAAAGCCAUCACCAGAACUCAAGCAGCAACUUGCCGCAUAUUCCAAACGUGUAGCUGGCUCUGUCACUGAGCUCAUCCAGGCCGCAGAGGCCAUGAAGGGCACUGAAUGGGUAGAUCCUGAAGACCCGACGGUCAUCGCUGAGAAUGAGUUGCUGGGAGCUGCUGCUGCUAUUGAGGCUGCAGCCAAGAAGCUCGAACAGCUGAAGCCAAGGGCGAAACCCAAGCAAGCCGACGAAAGCCUCAACUUCGAAGAACAGAUCCUGGAGGCAGCGAAGUCCAUCGCUGCAGCAACCAGUGCACUCGUGAAAGCUGCGUCCGCUGCUCAGAGAGAGCUUGUGGCUCAAGGCAAGGUUGGAGCGGUCCCAGCAAACGCAGUGGACGACGGCCAGUGGUCUCAAGGCUUGAUUUCAGCGGCUCGAAUGGUCGCCGCUGCAACAAGCAGCUUGUGUGAAGCGGCCAAUUCCGCAGUUCAGGGUCACGCCAGCGAGGAAAAGCUCAUCUCUUCAGCCAAACAGGUGGCAGCGUCCACAGCUCAGCUACUGGUGGCCUGCAAGGUGAAGGCAGACCAGGAUUCAGAAGCCAUGAAGCGACUCCAGACUGCAGGCAAUGCUGUAAAGAGAGCUUCAGAUCACCUGGUGAAGGCUGCACAGAAGGCAGCAGCGUUCAAUGACCAGGAAGAGGAGAAUGUUGUUGUGAAGAGCAAGAUGGUCGGUGGCAUUGCUCAGAUUAUUGCAGCCCAAGAAGAGAUGCUGAGAAAGGAGAGAGAGCUUGAAGAAGCCCGAAAGAAGUUAGCUCACAUCCGACAGCAACAAUACAAAUUUCUCCCUUCAGAACUUCGCGAAGAAGAACAAAACUAAUUUUUUUUUUAAUUUAAACUAAAUCAUUUAAAAGCAGCUAAUGGUCUUUGCUGGUCAGCCAUAGAUGGAUCUAGCUCAGCAGUCAGAUGGCAAAAUAUCUGGUGAUUAAAUUCAUCUGGUCCUGAAAGGCAAACUGUUGACCAUCUGUGUGACCAGAUUGUUUUUUUAUUUUGUUGGGGGGAAAAAAAGUUCAUGCAAAAUGGAUUUUCUUUCCAAUUUUUCUAGAUCUGUAUGGUAAAGGUGCAAUCCACUCGCUGUAUCUUUCUGCGUCCUAUAAGCAAUCCAUCUGCACAUAUUCAGUAAUGUAUUAGAUAUUUUGCUAUUAAUCGUAGAGAAAGUCUCUGCACGUGCGUACGCUAUGGUAUGAGAAAGCAAAUGUAAAGUUGCAGUAUUAAUGCUGUGUUGCAAAUUUACUGUGAAGCUUUUUGUAUGAUAUAUUUUUUAACCUCUAUGGAGUCGGAAGGUAUAUGUGAUUAUUCCAAAGAUGAUACACAAGGGUUUUUGUGUGUGAGACGCACUAUAAAUCAUAUAAAAUUAAUGUAGAUGAGUUAUCGGUGCAAUGGGGGAAAGCUAAAACAGUGCCUCACAUUCAUGAGCUAAACUUGCACAGAGACUAAACUAUACAUAUCAGUUAAAGUUCGUAAUGGAAUAAUUUUGCCCUCUAAAUACCAGAAAUAGUGUUGUCUUAAAUCAGGUCAAAAAUACUGAUUGGAUUAAUGUUACUCUUUGUCUCAAAGUUUUUAAUCAGGUGUACAUAAAUAGUGCAGCAUUUCAGCAGGGUGCAUAAACAUCAGGCAGCACAUCUUUCUUCUGCUUUUUUGGCCUUUCAAAUUGAUGUGUUUCCAGUAAAGAUGGGAAUAAACGUUGCUUUUUUUUACGGAAACGUUUAACAGUUUUCUUUAAAAAUGUGUUUAACCUCCAGAAUUUUUUUUUAAAAAAACUUGUCAUAUUGUUUUAAAGUGUUCCCUAUAACAAAACCUUAUAAGUGUUAAUUCAGCAACUAACAAACAAAUAGAAUUGCAGGUUUGCAGAGCAUGUCUUGGGUCUUGGGCAGAGGAAAAUGGGGUUUGGGACGGUUCAACAAUAACCUUAAAAUUGCCCCACUGUUGUAGCUCACACAAGUGCCUCCAUUUGAAUCUCAUGUAAUUAAAAACUGUUUGUGGUGGUUUUAAAUAUUAAUAAUAUGGGCCUUUAUCUGCACUUAACAACUCUGCAAAUAGUUGCUGAUACAAAUGACUGUAAACUGUUAUUUGUUCGUUAAGAGUUUACAAUCUUCAUUACUUGGAAUUUCAACUGGUUGUGGAUAAUAUUCCCGUCAACUCUGGUUUCUAUUACUGGAAACACAAAUGUUUUUAGGCCUUUUAAAUUUUUUACCCCCCAAAAUGGCAAACCUCCUGUUUUACAGAAUUGCCUCAUUGUUCAUAUUUUAGCCUGCAAAUUUAAUUUGUUACUUAUGCUCCAUUGCCUUUAAAAUAUCACUUUUUAUUUUGAUACAAUAUGCUUCUAAUAACAUUUUUAUGAAUACCAACUUUCCAGCGCUAGUUGGAUGGUUACUUGUUUUUAUUGUAAGUUUGAAGCAGUUUAAUAAAGUUGGUUUUCACUA
This is a messenger RNA of Callorhinchus milii (elephant shark), 9543 nucleotides long. It is a transcript of the gene tln1, whose product is annotated as talin 1. Gene Ontology annotation, molecular function: integrin binding; actin filament binding; structural constituent of cytoskeleton. The record is from RefSeq and is a predicted model, not a curated record. Gene Ontology annotation, cellular component: plasma membrane; focal adhesion; ruffle. The coding region runs from base 312 to 7940 and encodes 2542 amino acids. NCBI's taxonomy places the organism in Eukaryota, Metazoa, Chordata, Chondrichthyes, Chimaeriformes, Callorhinchidae. The transcript has 58 exons. Gene Ontology annotation, biological process: platelet aggregation.